Didymodactylos carnosus is the source of this 1095-nucleotide messenger RNA. The record is from the annotation of a GenBank genome assembly. Lineage: Eukaryota; Metazoa; Rotifera; Eurotatoria; Philodinida; Philodinidae.
AUGGCUGCUGCUGCUACUGCUGCUGCUACUACUCCUGUGGUUUCUGACAGUGACACAUCAAAAUUUAUAUUAGAUGAAGUAUUUAUAAGACCGCCACCAUUAAUUCCCAAAGAUUCUCUUGAUGCUGUAUUACCAUCAAUCGAUGAUGAACAUGAUCAACAUACGUAUCCAAUUACUAAAGCACAAACAUCAUCGAUGAUGGAUUUUCUAGCGAAUGAGGAGGAAAUUUUAAAACAAAAUAUGCAACAAUCUUCUUCGAUACAUGAAAAUAUGAUUAAAAGUAUAGUUAAAGAUAAUGACAUGAAUAAAUCAACGUUAUUUCGAUCGUUAAUUGAACACAAUGAAUUGGAGAAUGUUCAUGUCGAUGAAAAAAAACGUCGAUCUUUACUAUUAAGUGAACAUUUUGAAAAAAAUGAAUCAUCAUCAUCAUCGUCCAAUGUACUAAAUUCGUUACAGUCGGUAUUUGAUGUUUUAAAAGAUUUGAGAACGACUGGAACAGUUGAAAAUAAAAUACAACAAAAACAAUUUAAUCCUAUUGAGAACAAAUUACCAACUAUACCUUUAACAAAUGAUCAUAUUAAUUCAUUUAGGGAUUGUUUGGAAAAUUAUUAUCGUACACUAUGGAGUGUUUGUGCACAUACUGAAGAAUUAAGACGUGAAUUAAGAACGGUUAAAAGUGAACGUGAUCAAUUGACAGAAGAUUUGGUCAAUGUUGAAAAUGCCUAUGCUGAUUUAAGAAAACGAAAUGAAAAAUUAAAAUUAAAUAUUACAGAACACAAAAAGAAUGUUGAAACAUUGAAACAAUUUUCAGAAGACUCUAUACGUUACAAUGAAGAACAAAAACAAAAAUAUCAAGUACUUAAACAGCAUGCUCAAGAAAAAUUAGAUAAAGCUAAUGAAGAAAUUGAAAAAUUACGUAAAAUACAUACUACCGAGAGUGAAAGUGUACAAGCACAGUUAAGGUAUGCACAAUUACGUGUACAAAGUUUAGAACAAGAAUUACAAUCAACAAAACAAGAAUUACAACAAAAGAAAAAAGAGAAUACAGAAUUAACAAAUAUUUGUGAUGAAUUAUUAGCUACGAGUCGACGUUAA